CAGGGUAAAUACAAAUAGUUCUCCUUCGUCUACUCCACAUACAUUACGCAUUUACAUGAAACAGUCUCAAUUAUUAUUUCGUUGUUUGUUAACGUAACGUCAAGUUCCUAGUACUUAUCACAACGAUGAUUCGAUCAAUUUCCACACGAGUAUCCCGUUCGUUACAUCAUCGUAUCGGAGAACGUACUGUCAGCGUAUCGCCGAAACUUUGUUCCGACGUAUUCACUUCGAAAUGUCGUUACUAUUGCGUCGAGAGGGCAAUUUAUCUGAAAAUUGAUUCGCAAAACGUUGUGAGCAGCGGAUUUCCGGACGUGAGCGGUUUCGAAAAUGUUCUCUUGCACGACUUUAUUUGGGAAAACAUUGAGAAAUGGUGGGACCACACCGCUUUGGAGUGUUCGAUUACUGGUAGAUCGUACACUUACGGUCAGUUGAGAAAAGCGUGUAGUAAACUCGCAACGAGUUUGAGAAAAAAUAAUCUUCUACCAGGAGAUAAAAUAGCUAUUGUUUUACCAAAUAUCCCGGAAUUCGUCAUCGUUUUGCUAGCGGCACACGAAGCAGGUCUAUGUACAGUUCUGAUCAGUCCGGCGGGUACGGUGUAUGAAAUAAGAAGACAGAUCAAAGAUACCGAUGUACGGGCGAUUUUUACAAAUUCGGUCAAGUGUGCCGAUGUUCAAGCAAGUAUCGAAACAAAUUCACAUAUAAAAUUGCCGAUCAUUGUUGCGAAUGACGGAACGGAAAGUGCUUCGAUCCCGGGGACUAUUGACUUGAACGAUCUUAUACGCGACGACAUCGAAGAUUUUAAUAAAAAAUGCGACGUUACCGCCGAAGAUACGGUAGUCUUGGCUUUUUCUAGCGGCACCACUGGCUUGCCGAAAGCCGUCGAGACGAGACACAGAAACAUUGUCGUAAAUAUUCUUCAACGGACACAUCCGAUGUUGUUUCCCGCAUUGGAAGCAACUAAAUAUCAUCAGGAAAUUGUGCCGCUAAUAUUACCAGCGUAUCACUUUUUCGCACUAGCGCUUACGCUGUAUUGUUAUUUGCGAAUAGGCGCUAAGAUAGUGUGCUUGCCGUAUUUCGUCAAGGAUAACUUUAUACGAUUGCUUGAGAAUCAUAAAUGCACGACGUUGCAAGCCGUGCCACCGAUAAUACAAAUGAUGGCGAACGACGAGCGAGUAACGUCGCGUCACGUCGAAUCUAUGAAAGACGUAGUAUUGGGAGGCGCACCUUUCGGCAACGAAUCCAUCUCGAUGUUUCUCAGUCGCGUUGGUGAUGUACCUAUCGUACAAGGAUACGGCAUGACGGAACUGUCACCGAUUGCAUCAAUAGGCACUCCACGUGUACCGAAAACGUCAGUCGGUUACUUGGUUGCAAAUACGCAAAUGAGAAUUGCGAGUAUCGACGAUCCCGGCAGAAAUUUGGGUCCGAACGAGAUAGGGGAAUUAUGCAUUAGGGGUCCGCAAGUAAUGAAAGGAUAUUACAAAAAUGCUCAGGCCACAGCGGAUACUAUGGACGGGGACUGGUUGAAAACCGGCGAUCUGGGAUAUUACAGCGAAAACGGCCUGUUGUACUUUCACGCGCGACUGAAGGAAUUGAUAAAAGUGAAGGGACAUCAGGUUGCGCCGAUUGAAUUGGAAGAAAUAAUUCGCGGUCACGACAAGGUGCAAGACGUAGCCGUUAUCGGAGUGGCGCACGACAAAUACGGCGAAAUACCCAAAGCGUUUGUGGUUCCCAAGCCGGGGGCAAAGAUCGACGAGAACGAAUUGAAACACUUUGUUGCUAAACACGUUAGCAAAUACAAACAACUGGGUUAUGUGCAAAUCGUAGAGAGUAUUCCAAAAACUAUGUCAGGAAAGAUUCUUCGAAAGGAGCUUCGAAAGAUGUAAAAAUGAUUUUACACACACAUGUUCCACGCACUGUCAAGAAAAAACUUAUGUACGCGCACACACACAACAAGAUAUUUGAUUAUUUACAAAUCGAAUUGGCGAUCGAAACUAGUUUUAUUUAUUUUUUGGAUUUGUUGGAGUUGCUUCGCUCGGGGA
Pseudomyrmex gracilis is the source of this 2039-nucleotide messenger RNA. RefSeq names its product 4-coumarate--CoA ligase 1-like. Gene Ontology annotation, biological process: long-chain fatty acid metabolic process; fatty-acyl-CoA biosynthetic process. Gene Ontology annotation, molecular function: long-chain fatty acid-CoA ligase activity. Gene Ontology annotation, cellular component: mitochondrion. The transcript has 8 exons. Lineage: Eukaryota; Metazoa; Arthropoda; Insecta; Hymenoptera; Formicidae. Bases 126 to 1883 code for a protein of 585 amino acids. The record is from RefSeq and is a predicted model, not a curated record.